ACAGUAUAACGUUAACGUUCAGUGUUUGCAGACAGACUGACUCAUUUCUUGAAUUCUGUGUCGAAGUACGUUGAUCUUCAAUACUGCAAUAAUCUCCAGGAUUGAAGGAGGCAGUGAUUGCAGCUAUAAAAGCUAGCCUAACGAGUAUAACGUAGUCGUAGAACUUAAAAGAAGACUUCAGAAGAAGAGAUCAGAAAGACAGAAGUUUCAGACUCAGUCUUACUCUUACUUAGUGACUCUUACUGAUCAGUGCAGUGGCAGUGGUUUAGUGUUUGUAGUUUGUACAUUUAUUGGAGACUGCAUGUGCCUUGUGAGGUUGGGUUAAUGAAGUAGUACUGAGCUGCAUUCAGAGGUGAUAGACAAAUAUUUCAACAUGCUGUUGACGAUGUCAGCUCGACAUUGCAGAGUCACGAUGACUCUGUGUGCCAUUGUUCUCCAUGUUUGCUGUAUAAUGAAUGGGCCUCUGUUAGUGGAAGGUGAACUCGCUUGCUAUGCGGGAAGCUUAGAUAUAGUGAAUGGAGAACUGAGCGUGGCCAGUACCAACUAUGUGACGUUACAACAGUGUUCAUCUCCGACAACUCGACCACCACCUAAAACAAAUAGCACAGUAACACCUCCUUCAACUAUGAAGCAAGUAACAUCGCCACAACCGAACACAACUACCAAUGGUAAUGCUCCCUCCGUGCCUGGUGGCCAAACAACUUCUUCUGGUAAACAAACAUCCAUCAACAUGACCACAACUUCACCACCUAAAGGAUCAAGCUCAACAAGUUCUGUUACACCAUCAUUAACUGAGCCAAGUCCUACUCAACCAGUAACAAGCGCCUCUCCAGGCUCAGUGACACCGAAUCCAUCAACAGCGUCGGCAACUCCUGGAGGAAGUCCUGUUGCAACAGAUGGGGUGACAAACGGAACAACAACCGCGCAUCCAGCAGCAACAUCUACCCUUCCAGUUACCACAGGAGAUGGCAGCCUAAUGGGCUGUGUUGUUGUAACAAAGACCAAUGGUUCCAUAGAAACUGCUUCCUUCUCGUGCCCCACCCCUGAUUCAGCUUGUAAAGAUAUUGGUUUCAAUGGCAGUGCUGGAUCAGACAAUCAGACACACUGCUUUGUGGGUUCUUCUUCCAACACAAUAGAUGCAUUUAUCAACAGAGAGAGUGUGGGUUACUCGACAGUGGACAGCUGUUUUGUUGGCACUACAGAUGCAGUUAAUGAGACACAGUGUGGAGAAUCAUCCAACGUGUGUUUGACCAUUAAGGAUACCCUACAAGGUGAUAAUGCCACAGCGUACUACUGUGGCAAUGAGACCCUUCAGAAAUACUGUGAAAAGGAUGGUGCAUUGCGAGAGGGUUCUUUCCUGCAAAAGGAUACAAACAUCACUGUGCUAUGCUGUGCUUCCACGAACUGCAACACUCCGACCCCAUCGACCACAACGUUGGUUCCUUCGACACCCACUCCAAAUUCCUCCCAAGUUUAUACCAGUUCAUCCACAGCUGCUCCGACAUCUACAACCUCGAAUGCAUCUGCGGCUACCGGUUCAUCUUCGUCUGCAGCAACCAGUCCAGACACGGCUUCAUCAACACCGACUCCGAGUAUCCCAGCAUCCUCUUCUGGAAUGUCGGGAAGUACCGGUGCCCCUUCUUCCACUGGUGCUUUAAGAACUACUGGUGACACCUCCCAACUAGCCAAACAUAGUAACAAGAUACUCAUCAUAGGCAUUGUAUCAGCCUUCGUAGUCGGUCUCAUCGGGGGUAUUAUCGUCACGGUCAUCGUUUGCAGACGAAGAAAUGGUGCCGCAGCCCGACCAGGAGAGCUUCUGGCCUUCGACAGCUUCCAUUACAAGCGCAUGGGAGCUGACGAGGUCAGUAACGAAGAAGUGUUCAUGACAUAGGACAGGACUCGACCAGUUACAUGGCAUUUGUGCAAAUAACUUGUGGGAGGUAGGGGAAUGAUAACUGUAGAAUUCCGUGCUGCGGGGGGGGGGGGGGGGUACAGUAGUUAUCCAUAGCUUCAUAUUUCCUCUGUUCAGGAAAUUCCAGAAACAAGGUUUCUUUUGUUUCAUCACUAGGAGGUGACUGAAAUCUGAAAUUGAUAUUUCAAUUUGAAAGCUUUUAGACCAAUCAGAUCAUGUAUAAUUGGUUUCAUCUCACCUAAAUUCAUUUGUUGCUGGUAACGAUCAUCCCUAGUGAAAAAGUCCCUAAAGCCCAGCACUAAGCGAUUCAAAAUCGAUAACGGUAUAAGAUGUGUAUACACAUUUUCCAUCUUUUUGAGUUAAAAAACGGUUAAUAGGGAUCUGUUUUCAUGGUAACAAACCCAACAACAUUCAGAAAAGCUGUGCUGCCAGUCAUUUAUCUAACUGCAUCCUCGUGUUCAAUCCUGAAGUAUAGAAGGGACCCAAAAAAUGCAGGAAGGUGUUAAGAAACUAAGAGCACUUUAGAAAUGUAAAUUUUUCCUGUAGACAACAGGAAGAUUUUCUCAGAAAUUAAGACUUUUGACCAUGAAACAUGAUUAAAAAAUAUCAGGAUAUACCCUAGAGUUAUGUCAGGCCUUAUGAACCAUUAAUCAUGUAUUGUAUAAGUAGUUCAUUGUGCGCCUUGAGUGUCAUCGACAGAUAUGUGCGCUAUACAAAUCUUUACUUAUUAUUAUUAUUAUGUUGGCCUGCCUAAAUGAAGAGAAAUCUUUUAUUUUUGUAACAAAUGAAAAAGACAAUCAUUUUUAUGUUUUUCCUUUUUUGGUAAUGUAAAUUUUACAUUAAUUCUUUAUCAUUCCUUUAUAUAAAUGAGAUUCACUUAUAUUUCUAUGUAAGGAGGAUGCCAAUAUAUUUCUGUGUGCUGUCUUCAAAGGCUGGAUGUAUUGGCUACACUGUAAAACAUACUAAUGUGCUUCAUUUUAAAUGCAAGUUUAACUUGCAUUUUUUUUUGUUAAAUGUAUUUUAAGUGGCCAUAGGUGUAGUGUGGGAUAUCCACUUUCUCAAUCCCACUAAGUAGAGUGAAUUAUUUAUAGCCUUAUUUCAUCAGCUUUUUUUUUUCUAUGAAUUGGUAAAUAUUUAUAUUUUUAUCUUAGAUUUGAUGUAUUGGAAAUAUAUUUUGAAUGAUUGAUGCCUCAUGCUUCAGUCACUCUAAUGAAACUGGAUCCAAACUGACAAGAUGGUCCGUCAUUGGUAAUAACAAUAGCUUUUGUCAGUUUGUAGUAUUUUUCGCCAGUGUGCCUGUUCCAUUGACAAGUUAAAGCUUGUGAAUUGGUAUGUGAAAAACACACUUCUGAGGUGACAAUCGCAUUGCCAAUUUGAGGAAACUGACCAAUGAUACAGACUUCAAACCAACAGCUGGUCCGUCAUUGGUAAUAACAGUAGGACUAGCUUUUGUCAGUUUGUAGUAGUUUUCGCCAGUUGGUGUGUAUAAUUGACAAGUUAAAGCUUGUGAAUUCUGAGGUGUCAAUCAUGUUGCCAAUUUGAGGAAAUUAGUCCAUUUUCAUUCAUUUAUUUCAUUUAUUUUAACUAUUAAAUGAAUGAUGCAAUACAAUGUAUAAAAAAAUGGGCUGAAUAUUUUUUUGUUUCUGCUGAUGAAUUUUGGAUGACUUUGAGGGUUCCAUUUGAAAAGUUAUUUUGCAAAAAUAAAAAAAUAAUCUGCUCAAUUGUAUUGUUAAGCUAUUGACCAUUGCAGUAAAGAUAAUGAUGAUUUGAGAAGCUGUAUUUAGGUUGUUUGUAAAUUCAUGUGUGAUUUGCUACAAAAUAGCUUUAUGAAAUACCCUCUGAUAUUGGUCACAUGUUCAGAAAGCAGAAAUGAAGAAUGCAAGAAAGAUUGCAUUAUUAGCAGAGGAGUAUGUCAUAUUUGAAAAGGCCCUUAAAUGUGGGGUUUGCUUCAUUUUGUUCCUUUCUAGUUUUGGAGAUGAAAUGCCUAAUAUUAGGGGCUUUCCAAUAAAUUUCUUGAAGUGUGAGUUAUAAAUGGUAGUGCCAUUUUCUAGUGCAAAUAAUCAAUGAAAGAUCUGUGUAACAGUAAUGUAUGGCCUUUGAAACUAGUCACUAACUGUGCUUUAAUGUUUUUUGAUAAACAACCAAUAAUCAGUAGUCUAAAACUAUUCACAACAUAUAGUCUUUCACUUUUGUAGUAUAACAUGCAGUACUAUUUUUUAGAUAUGUCUUGUUUUCACAUAAUGCUAAUAAUUAUACACCUUUUUUCUGUACUUGCAAAGUAUGGAAUAUUAGUGUCUUUCAUUUAUUAUUUACUGGGAACAGUUUUCUAUUGUGGAAAUGGUUACAAAUUCAUGUAUAUUUUCAGAGUUUUGAAUCACUGAUCACUUGUUGCAUUUUGUUUUACUUUUCACUAUAUUCAAUGUUUAUUUUGUUUUAGAUAUACUGAUGCAAUAUUUAUGUAGAUUUUCUUCUUACAAAAACUUUUUAUAAAAGCAAGAUUUAAUCUUUAUCAAUCCUUUCUGUGCCAUAUUGUGCCAUAUUAAUAAGUGUGUCAAAUUGUUUUCUUCUUGUUCCUUUUAUUAUAUGAUGUGUUUUGACAAUGCAUUAACAAAUAUAUAUUUCUAACUGGCACAGUUAUUCAAAGAAGAGAGUGUCAGUAAACCAGAUCAAGGGAUAUUUCUCACUCUCUCUCAUUGGAGAGUGUUUGUUAGUGAAGACAUUUGGAGAUACUUCUAGUUUUCCGUUGACGGCUGGCAUCAUUUAUUGGGUUAAUCUUGGUCUAUAUUAGUAGUUUACAACCUUGUUUUGAUAGUAUUAGGUCAGCAUUGGUCACAGCAGUUUGAAAAUGAACAAAUGUUCAUGUUUGCAAGCAAUCGACACUCGAUGAGAUCCCCCUGUGAUUCCACAUUACAGAUAUUCAUGUUUCAUUUAAUAGUUUCCUGUACAUAAAUAGCUGAAUGUGUUUUCCAUCCCACUUUUUUCAGUUUAGGUCACAUAGGGAUUAGUACCAACCUUUAUCCAGAACCUCUUUUUCAUCGUAAUGAGGCCAAAUGAAUAAGAAAAAUGGAGAAAAAAAAAUUAUGUAAAUUGCAUAGUAGCUCAGGUAAUUUUUUUCUGAUAAGACUUGUGCACUUGUUUAAUUUUCUCAUCCGUCCUCACAUGGCAAAAUAAAACAAAACAACAGAUUUUGUAUGAAACUGCAAAAUGUAAAAAGGCAAGAAAUUUUCUUUGUGCUAUGUAAUGCAAUUUGUGUAAAACCUUUUCAAAUAAAUAACAUAUUUUGUAUGAUACUGCAAAAUGUAAAAAGGCAACAAAUUUCUUUGCUAUGUAAUGCAAUUAUAAAUGUUCUCCCUAUAUUAAAUCCACCUAUAUUU
Messenger RNA from Lytechinus pictus (painted urchin), 5286 nucleotides. Its product is annotated as mucin-2-like. The record is from RefSeq and is a predicted model, not a curated record. The transcript has 7 exons. The coding region runs from base 374 to 1891 and encodes 505 amino acids. Lineage: Eukaryota; Metazoa; Echinodermata; Echinoidea; Temnopleuroida; Toxopneustidae.